Ruditapes philippinarum (Manila clam) is the source of this 3933-nucleotide messenger RNA. RefSeq lists its product as uncharacterized. Gene Ontology annotation, molecular function: protein binding. The record is from RefSeq and is a predicted model, not a curated record. Lineage: Eukaryota; Metazoa; Mollusca; Bivalvia; Venerida; Veneridae. Bases 471 to 1550 code for a protein of 359 amino acids. The transcript has 5 exons. Gene Ontology annotation, biological process: signal transduction.
AGAAAGAAAAUUGAUUAUUAUUAAUAAUAUCGUUUUACUUUGAAUACAUGUACCUGAUAUGCAAAGUCUUAUUGUUAAAUGUAUUCAUAAAAUGUAAAAUUGAAAAAAAGUAUUCAAUUGAAACUGCAAAAUAGAGGAAACAUUGUAUUAACCAUGGAGUAAACAAUGUGUAUUUGCAUUUUCUAUUUGGGGACCUGUUCAUUAACUCGUUAAGAUUGUUAGAAACGUUUACUCAAGGUGGUAAAGGCUUGAAAUAGAAUCAGUUUGGGAUCUACAAACAUUUGCAGUUAAAGCUGGUCUGAAUGAAGUCUGUUUACAGAAGAAUCCAUUUAUUUAACAUUUCACCUGUUCAUUAAAUUUGAUAGUUGUUGUGCAAAGAAUUUUAACAACUUUUAACAUUUUAUUAGGAUAUAAUCCAAUGAGUGCGUGUGUGAUAAUUUAUUCAAUGAGUGGACUUUCAUUACAUAAAGAUGUCUACCAAUGUGCUGCUGCCCAACUCUCGUAGAACCAUGAAGAAAGAAAACAACAACUCAGACAAGACCUCGUCUUCUCGGCCAUCUUCAGCCGGAUCUGUCUCAUCAAAGACAUCGUCAUCACAUAAAAGCAAAGAACACAAACAGAAAGACAAGGGGCCCUCAAAGGAGGAGCUAAUUAAGGCAAAUGCUGAACUGUGUAGGGAAGUAGAAUCUCUAAAUGAAGAGAAUCAGCUUCUGAAAUCUACCAUCACAUCAGUCAUUGAUAAAUUAAUUGAGAAUGCUAAAAUAAAAGGUAUUAAAAUACCUAGAGAGAUUGAAAACCCUGAUGUGACAGAAAUUCCAUCGGAAUGUCUCGUUGCUUUGACUGAAAAAAUGACAGCAGAAUCUCAUAAAAGUAAUACUAUGGAAUACAGGGUAGAAGAACUCGAAACUAGGAUUACUCACCUAAAUACAGAGUUAGCAAAAUUGUUACGGACUAGAGUAAAUGUUGAGAAUGGUUUAGAUGAAAUUCUUAAUGACUGUGAUAAUGUUGAUGAGAUUAAAGUGAAAGCAAGGGAACUUAUAAGGGAUAUCAAGGGAAAUAGUCUGUUUACAUUUCUGGACUCACUGCCUUAUGAACAAAUUCAUUUGAGUGUGGAAACCAGUCCAAGGUUAUCAUUAUCUUCUCCUGCACCAGAAAACCAGUCUACCCCUAGAAUCAGCAAACCAAAACCUAAACCUGUGGUGCUUACAAAUGAAAACUUGGACCUCAGACCGCCUUUAAAGAAGCUGGAUGGCAACACACAAAUCAAAGAAAUGCAUAAAGAUUUACGUCUGUAUGUUGAACAACAGCUUAGUCUACCGAAGGGAAAUGGGGCUGACUGGAGGAUGAUGGGAGAUCGACUAGGCAUUCCACAAGAGACCAUCAAUCAGUGGAAACGAUGGAAGUUAGAGCAACCAAUGCACUAUGUGUUACAGGCAUGGAGUUCAAGCCCUGGUGCUACCGUACGACUUCUACAUAGACACCUGGUAUCUCCACAAAUGAGAUGCACAUUACUAGCUAAAAGAAUCAGUGAUUUUUAUCAGGUGGAUUAGCAGUGAAAUGAUUAUGUUAGCCGCGUCACGACAAAACCAACAUAGUGUGUUUGCGACCAGCAUGGAUCCAGACCAGCAUGCGCAUCCGCGCAGUCUGAUCAGGACCCAUGCUGUUUGCUAUCAGUUUCGCUACUUGCUAUAGGGUUUGUAAGCGAACAGCAUGGAUCCUGAUAAGACUGCGCGGAUGCGCAGGCUGGUCUGUAUCCAUGCUGGUCGCAAACGCACUAUGUUGAUUUUGUCAUGUCGCGGCUCAUAUUAUGCCUGUGAUAGUCAGUUUGUAUCUGUGAUAGAUGUCAACAUUUUGUCUCAUUGUUUUAUGUUAGUGUAACAGUAGUCAUGGUGUAACAAACUGAACGAAAUUUUGUGUUUACGCCUAGCAUUUAUGUUUGAAUAUACAUCAGUUUGUAUGAUCAUUAUAUGAUUUUGUUUUGAAGUACAGUAUAUUGAGUUACAAAGAGGUAUUUCAGACAUAAUUAUAAUUAUUAUUAUUAUAGACUUCCAUAUAUAGAAAAUAUUGAACGAGUAUAAGUUCAAUACGGAAUUUAUUGAACAAGUAAAAAAAAUUAUAUUAUGAGAGUCUAGGAAUCAACAAGAAUAUAAUAUCCUACAUGUAUUUAUCACAUACGAUUCAAUUCAUCAGUAAACAGAAUACAUUAAGAAUAUUAGCAUAUUCAUAUCAUGCACCCUCCAAUCCCCCCCCCCCCCCAAAAAAAAAAAAAAAGGGAAACAGAAAAAUAAAUGGACAUAUAUUUCAGACAUGGAACAUUUAUCUUGUUCAGAAGACUUGUAAGCCAAAUACAUCUCCUUCAGCUAGAUAAUUUUUUUAAGGUUAACUGGACUAGGAUAUAAAAAUAAUGCAUCUAUGUAUUGACUUUCAAGACUUUAUUAGUUGUUGAAUUUAUUAAAAUCUUUUAUCUAAAACCAUAGAAAUAGUUAUGAAAUGUUUAUACCAUAUUUCGUUUAAGACAUUUUGUAGUUCUCUACUAGUUAACCAUAUAUUUUGUUUAUUAUAACUCACCAAAAUAAAUAUUGUUCACAUAUUUCUACCUCAGACACCUUAUAACAACCUUCUGAAUGACCAGACUUAUAACUUGUAUCUCUCGAGCAGUAUUUCUUAACUUUUUUUAUUUUCGAGUAUUUUCAUAAGAAUUCCAGUAUAUGUAUUUUGAUGUUUCUUAAUUUUAUGCUUUUUCAUCAAAACUAGAGGUUUCUUUUCAAAUUUGUUGAAUGCAUUAUGCAAUGGUUUACACUAUUGUGAUGGAUAUUAAAUAUUUGUUUGUAAUGAGGUUAUAUAUAAGUUAAAUGAUGUUAAAGUGCAUUGAGGUUAAAAUAAAGUGUAGAGUUUAAACCAUGUAAUGUGGUUAAAACAGACAAAGUGAUAUGAAGUAUAAGAUAAUGUGUAAUGAGGUAAGAACGAAGUGUAAUAAGGUUAUAACAAAGGGUAAUGAUUUUACAACAAUUAAAGACUAAUGAUUUUAAAACAAAGUGUCAUGAAUUUAAAUCAAAGGGUAAUUAGGUUAAAAUAAAAUGUAAUGAGAUGAAGACAAUGUGAGGUUGUUACAAAGGGUAACAAUUUUGAAAACAAAGUGUUAUGAGUUAGAAUAAAGGGUGAUAUGUAAUGAGGUUAAAAAUAUAAUGAGAUGAAGACAGUGUGUUAUGAGGUAAGAACCAAGUGUAAUGAGGUUUUUUCUACAAAGGGUAAUGAUUUUAAGACAAAACUUUAUAAAGUUAAAACAAAGGGUUAAGAGGUUAAAACAAAGUCAACUUGUCAUGAUGCACAUGUUCUUUUGUUCGAGAACGAUUUGAUACACAGCUGACAGAACUAAAUAACAGUGCUCAGCAUAUAACUUUCAAUUUUAUGGACAACAACUUGUCAACCUACCCGAGGAGUACAAAGUCUGAAUUAUCUGAUUACCAAUUUUAAUUGAUUUUAUAAAAUAUGGUUGGUUUUAUUGAUACUUUUUAUUUCAAUUAUUAUUAUACAGCCACAUUAUAAUCCUGUUAAAGAUGAACCCUUUAUCAUAUUAGAAGAAUUAUUCCAAAAUUGCUGCUUCAGAAAAAAUAUAUAAAAUUAUGCUGUCAUUGAUGAGCCUUUUUGUGAAGUGAUUUUGUGUUCCUAAGAAAUAAUUAUGUCACUCUUACUUAUGUUUUACUAACAAACAGUAUUAUAUUCUUAUAUUUAUUAAUAUCUAUAUGCAAUAAUUGAUAUGUAUUUUACUUACCUUUGUGCAUAAUAAAAUUGAGAAUACAAAUUGUUUUUUAUUUUGAAAUGUUGCUAAGGACUCCAACUACAUAGAAGUGCAAUGGAAGAAAACUCACCAGUGUUUGUUCAAGUUUUACAUGCAUCUUCUUGUACAACAUCAUAUUUUAUUUUCCAAUAGAU